AUGAGUGGAAGUGUUCCCAUCGUAACCGGGAUCAUUGCAACCGCACUUCCAACAGCUAGCGGAGCUCAAAAUAAUUCUGUUGCUGCCUUACCCACAUCUGGCGUGUACGGCAACUCUGUCUAUCCCGCCAAUGCCGUGUUUGUGACACCUACAGCCAGUAAAUCUGUUUCACCCCUUUACCGUAUUGAUAAUAAAGAAAAUGUGACAUUUGCCUGGUCUUACUCCAAUUUAUUGGUAAGACCUGCUUCAUUAACCAUGGCCGCUGUUGCUCCUAACGGUGUAACUUAUACCAUCGGCACCAUGGCUGGUGAUGCUACCACUGCUGUUUGGCAGAUGAAGGAUGUGCCUGCUGCUUCUCCUCUCAUGAUGGGUAUGUACAAGGUUCAAUUAUAUGAUCAACGCGGUGUGAGUGCCACUCCUCAGCCAGGUUGGUUAGCUCCUGCUACUACUUUAACUAUUGCCUUUUAUUCUGCUGAAUCAUACCAGCCCGUAACCGGAAGCGGAUAUUGUCCCACAUGUUUUUAUAAUGCAGGUAAAAGAGUGUCAGAAAGUUUGGGCCCUAUUAUGAUGGCUCUAGGUGUUGCAUGCAUUACUUCUUCCAUGAUCAUUUAUGGACUUUUGUACUAA
Messenger RNA from Mucor mucedo, 627 nucleotides. RefSeq lists its product as uncharacterized. The record is from RefSeq and is a predicted model, not a curated record. Bases 1 to 627 code for a protein of 208 amino acids. The transcript is spliced from 2 exons. Lineage: Eukaryota; Fungi; Mucoromycota; Mucoromycetes; Mucorales; Mucoraceae.